CAAUGGCGGCAGCGGCGACGCCGGAGGAAGGGGGAAGAACGGGCAUCCCGUCUCUGCUCGCCUCCGCCGGGGAGGAGAUCAUCGCCGCGAACGUCACCCAGUUAAUAGGCUGGACGCCACUUAUUGAGAUGAAGAACAUCACAAAAAAAGAAGGCAUAGAAGCCCGUUUGAUCGGAAAGAUGGAAGCAUACCAACCCCUUUGCUCGGUCAAGGACAGAGCUGCUCUCAGUUUGAUUGAAGAUGCAGAGGAGAAAGGCUUGAUUACACCCGGUGUUACCACACUGAUUGAACCAACCGGUGGCAAUCUUGGCACCGGUUUGGUAUUGGUUGCAAUUCAGAAAGGCUACAAGUUUAUUGCAGUUAUGCCUGCUGAAUAUUCACUUGACAAGCAGAUGCUAAUGAUGUAUUUGGGUGCUGAAUUGAUACUGACAGAUCCUGCAGAUGGAUUUAAGGGUUCCAUUGACAAAGUGAAAGAGCUCGUGAAGGUCAUGCCUAAUUAUCAUUUUUUCAAUCAAGUAGCCAACCCAGCAAACCCCGAGGCUCACUUCAAAUGGACUGGACCUGAGAUUUGGAAGGACACAGCAGGCAAAGUGGACAUGUUUGUAACCCUUGCUGGAACAGGAGGCACGUUGUCAGGUGUAGGAAGAUACCUGAAGAUGAAAAACCCAUCCAUAAAUAUUGUUUGCGUGGAACCUUCAGAAAGUGCUGUAAUUUCAGGUGGCUCACCAGGGCCACACAAGAUUCAAGGCGCUGGGCCAGGUUUCAUACCGGAAAACUUGGAUAGAUCUAUCAUCGAUGAAGUCAUCACUGUAAGCACAGAGGAAUCCAUGGCAAUGGCGAGAAGGCUGGCCAAGGAGGAAGGGCUGCUUGUUGGCAUAUCUUCUGGUGCAAAUGUGGCUGCUUGCAUCAAGAUUGCAGCCAGAGAGGAGAACAAAGGGAAAAUGAUUGUUACAAUGUUCCCUAGUGGCGGUGAAAGAUACAUGAACUCUGAUCUCUUUGCACAUGUAAGGGAGGAAUGUGCUAACAUGACAUUCUAAUGUCUGGAAGCAGCUCUCCUUUGCU
Molecule: messenger RNA, 1062 nt
Organism: Oryza brachyantha (malo sina)
Lineage: Eukaryota; Viridiplantae; Streptophyta; Magnoliopsida; Poales; Poaceae
Product: cysteine synthase-like
Exons: 7
Coding region: 3-1037 (344 amino acids)
Cellular component (GO): cytoplasm
Molecular function (GO): cysteine synthase activity
Source: RefSeq, a predicted model, not a curated record